CAUAAUUCAAGAUAAUUUUUUAUGUUUGUACAAGUUUUUAUGAUUAUUUGACCUGUUCAAAUGACACACAUAGUGUGAUGAGCUCUAAUAAUUCCUUGAUUGUUAUUUAAUGACACUUUUUGUCUGAAAAUGGGUCUCAACAGUGUGGUGACACAAACCGUCCUUUUUACAAGUCUUGUAACGGCCGUUACCGUCGUUGGUUCCUACUUGUACCAGAAAUGGAAACAGGUCAAAAUACCCUCGAAUUGGGAACGAAUCGGAAGCGUGAAAAAACUCCACUUGUAUCCACUUAAAAGCGGACAUCGAGUCGAAUUACAAAGGGCCGAAGUAACAGAAGUCGGACUCACACAGACCAAAGAGGACGAGAAGGUUUUCCAGCUAAGAGACAGGGUGUUGAUAGUAUAUGGAGCCAAGGAUCAUGAAUUUCGCACUGCUCGCACCUACCCCAAAAUGGUCCUCAUUGACGUUUCGGUGCACGAUGAAGAUCAUCUUGCCAUUGAUGCCCCCACAAUGAGGACACUCUACGUUAAAAUACCCAACCGAAAAGACAACGACGUUACUAAAGUCAAGUCGUGGAACAACGAAUACAUUGAAGCGAUCGAUUGUGGUGAUGAGGCUGCUGGUUGGUUUUCUCGAUACAUAAUCGAGCGCGAUUUUGGCUUAAGACUGGGCUACAAUGAUGCUAUGCAACGUCGAGACAUUACUAAAACUCAUCACAAACUCCUCAAUUACUACAAGAAUUUAAGCAAUCAUUCCACUGGUCUGUUUGCAGACUUGUCGAGUGUCACUCUCAUCAAUCAACACUCGGUUCAUGAUUUAAAUAAACGAGUUGGUAACAAUUCGAAUGUCACUGUUGAGAAUUUCAGACAUAAUAUUAUCGUUGAUGGACCUGAUUUGCAACCCUAUGAUGAAGACAAUUGGGAUUGGAUAAAAGUUGGUGAUAAUGUUAUUUUGAGAAAUGUUAAAGAUUGCACUAGAUGUGUCUUUACAACUAUUUCGUCUGAAAACGGAAUUAGGGAUAUUAAUAGACAACCUUUGAAAACAUUGGAAACAUAUCGGAAACACUCCGGACCUGAUCGCGGACCGAGAUUUGGAACGAAUUUGGAAGUGGGAAAAACUGGAUUUAUUAAUGUAGGCGAUCCUGUAUUUAUUGCCAGGAAAGAGGAAAAUCACUAAAGACGUUUAGAUCUAUGAUGUGUAGAUUACAUAGUUUUUGGUCAUACAUUUCAUUCGUGUAUAAAGAUUGUUAUAUUAUUUAGGCGAUCCUGUAUAUAAAAAAAUAAAAGUUGAUUGUUCA
Molecule: messenger RNA, 1297 nt
Organism: Tribolium madens (black flour beetle)
Lineage: Eukaryota; Metazoa; Arthropoda; Insecta; Coleoptera; Tenebrionidae
Product: mitochondrial amidoxime reducing component 2-like
Exons: 6
Coding region: 130-1176 (348 amino acids)
Molecular function (GO): pyridoxal phosphate binding; catalytic activity; molybdenum ion binding
Source: RefSeq, a predicted model, not a curated record